AUGGAGAAAUACGGUUUGAAAGACCUUGUGCCGGUAUUAAGGCAUGACCCUACAUACGAUGCGAACAUGACGCUUGGGAUAGAUUUGAAUUCAUUAUUGAAUUCGCUAGAUAUAACCAAGGAUACAAAAUCGCAUCAUUGUCUGGAUGCAUUUGAGUCACCGUGGGUAGAAACGUCAAGGAGUGAAGUACAGCCGACGUUCUUUAUACCUGAAUCGUUCAAGAACAUAAAGGGAAUGCUUGGUACAGACCAAGUAGAGUUUACCAGUGUGAACAGGGAUCAGCCACGUAUAUCACUAUUACAAGACGAGACUUUGUUUUAUCUUUUCUACAAGCAUCCAGGUUCUGUCAUUCAAGAGUUGACGUAUCUGGAAUUGAGGAAACGUAACUGGAGAUACCAUAAAACGUUAAAAGUAUGGUUAACGAAGGACCCAAUGAUGGAACCAGUAGUGGCACAGGAUUCAAUGAGUGAGCGUGGAUCAUAUGUGUUCUUUGACCCUCAACGUUGGGAGAAAUGCCAACGUGACUUUGUCCUACAUUAUAAUGCCAUCAUGUAG
Messenger RNA from Kluyveromyces lactis, 555 nucleotides. RefSeq names its product CCR4-NOT core subunit CDC36 (gene CDC36). Gene Ontology annotation, biological process: nuclear-transcribed mRNA poly(A) tail shortening; regulation of DNA-templated transcription. Gene Ontology annotation, cellular component: CCR4-NOT core complex; P-body. The transcript has a single exon. The record is from RefSeq and is a predicted model, not a curated record. NCBI's taxonomy places the organism in Eukaryota, Fungi, Ascomycota, Saccharomycetes, Saccharomycetales, Saccharomycetaceae. Bases 1 to 555 code for a protein of 184 amino acids.